UUAUUACUGUAAUAUCUUUCGCCAUAGGCAGUUUUUUGAGUGAACCAUCAUGGGAGUGUUUUCCACAGUGCGAAGCGUGGCUCAGAUGGCGAAAAAUUUCGCCGUUUUGCCUCGAGCGACGAAAUUACUUGUUGUGAACCCGAAGCACUUUGACGUCAAAUACGUCAUCAAUCCGCACAUGGAGGGGAAAAUUGGCACUGUGGAUUUUGCGAAAGCUGCUGCCCAGUGGCGAGACUUGAAGGGCAUUUACGAGAAACUCGGGUUCGAUGUGUAUGAGUUUGACGGGGCCCAGGGUUUCCCCGAUAUGGUUUACAGCGCAAAUCACGGGUUGUCUUUCCGGGGUGCUGAUGAGGGAAAAAGUGUGAAAGAAGUGUUUAUGAGUAACAUGGGCACUGAGCAGCGACGUGGGGAAGUCCCGUUUUUCGAAGAAUGGUACAAGAAACAAGGUUACAAAAUCCACCACCUCCCAAAUGAUUUGAAAUUCGAGGGCAUGGGUGACGCCCUGUGGCACGGCAGCAGGAAGUUGCUCUGGGGCGGCCACGGGUUCCGCUCCUCACCCAAGACCUACGAAAUAAUCUCGAAUGCCUGGAACGUUCCCAUUAUUACGUUGGAACUCCUGGACCCGGACUUUUACCACAUCGACACGUGUUUAUCCAUCCUCGACAAUGACACUGCCCUCGUAUUUCCGGGCGCUUUCACUGUGGAAGGAAACGAGAUAAUCCGGUCCGUGUUCAGCAAGGUGAUUGAAGCACCGGAACAAGAAGCUCGACGGAACAUGGCCUGCAACGCAUUUUGCCCCGACGAGAAGAACGUCAUCAUUCAAGCCGGUUCUGAGGUGACGAAUGAGCGACUUGAGAAAGCAGGAUUCACUGUCGUGCCUGUCGACACGACGGAGUUCAUGAAGGGCGGCGGAAGCGUCUUUUGCAUGAAAAUGUUCACUUGGUAA
Notodromas monacha is the source of this 946-nucleotide messenger RNA. The record is from the annotation of a GenBank genome assembly. Lineage: Eukaryota; Metazoa; Arthropoda; Ostracoda; Podocopida; Cyprididae.